Molecule: messenger RNA, 5723 nt
Organism: Chilo suppressalis (striped riceborer)
Lineage: Eukaryota; Metazoa; Arthropoda; Insecta; Lepidoptera; Crambidae
Source: the annotation of a GenBank genome assembly
GUCUCAAUCUGACAAUCACGACAAUACGGUGGUGUUUUUACUUAGAUUUUUACUUUAAAUAAUAUCAUUUAAUUAACUUUUUGUAUAUCUUUCGCCUUUUAACGUGGGACUUUCGUACAAUCAUUUAUUUAAAAAUAAUUUAUUUACUAACCUAGUCAUUAUGGCUAAUAUACCACAUAAUACAUUUUCUUUUCCUUUCAAAGACAUAUUAGUUGAUGAAAUUGCUCUAGAGGGUUUAGAAGGAAUUGGCAUUAAUCUUCUAUGGAAAAGAAUUGAAAAACGUAUUUCCACAUCAGUUACAGAGAAAAUGCAAAGACGGUUAUGGAAUAUUAUACUUAAGUUUGACAGUAUAUAUUUGUAUGAAAAUCCAGAACCCGUACCACAUUUAGAUAUUAUUGAUAGAUUCACAAUAGUUGACGAUGCUAAUGGUGACUUACGAGAACCGGAUGAUUACCUAGAUGGUCCCUAUGAGUACCAACCAGUAGAUUGUGAUAAUGGAUCAAGUGUGCAUUAUAAGAGAAGAGUGCUUCUGGAUAAAGAUAUUUUAUCAAAAAUGGAUUAUAAAGAGGUUCUUUCAACAUAUAAUAAUACUUUAGUGCUUGUUGCAUCGAAAGAAGAACGAUGGGGAGCUUUAGUUCCACACUUGCCUAUGUCACAUGCAGAAAAACUUACAAAAUUGCACUAUUGCAUUCUCGAGCUAAUAGGUAAAUCAAGAGCAAAUGGGCAAAUGACUGUUGGCAAAACUAAUUUAGCAAAAUUAGUUAAAGAUCCUAAACUAUUGUUCUACAACAGAAAAGUACUACAAGAAUUGGACCUGGUGAGAGUUUCACACAUUAACCAAUGGGUUCCCACCAGGAGAGGGACAAAAGUAAUUCUACUGAGACUAAGGAGGUUCCAUCAAAGCGUUAUAUGCAGCAUACCUAAAACUGGUUGGAUUUAUAACCUAGUGCAGUAUUUAAAAGACCAACCAAAUUAUUGUGAAUCUACUGCAGUUGUUUUAAAGAAAGGUUUAAUAACACGAAAGCAUAACAAAAGAUUCCAAAAAAUCUCCUAUAUAUUUGGUUUUGACGACCAACCUAUUAAAAUAAAUGAAAUUGCAAUGCCAAACAAAAGGGCAAAGACACAAAAUAGACGGCGCUACAUUUAUUUGUACUCUAUUACUGAUGAUGAACAUACUGAAUCUGAGGAUGAGGAGCAGAAAUCACCGAUGAAAUGUCAAUAUAAAGUUGGUAUAAAUCUCCUAAGACAAGCCUAUGAAAGAUUUCUAGAAGCUGGGCUUAAAGGCUUAACUCAAAUAGAAUUAGGAGAACUUUUGGGUAUCGAGUUUUAUAUAAGCAGAACAAUUUGCAGAAUUUUUAGGGCUAAAAAUAUUGUCAGAGAAUUUUUGGAAGAUAAAGGUCGACAAAGAACGGCAAGAUUCAUUGCUGUUGCUGCUACUGCAAAGAUAGAUAAUCAAUAUGCAGAAGAAAAGGAAAAGUUUCUGAAAUAUGUUGCUGAAUUUACAAAAAUUAACAAUGAGGAAACUGCCUCUAAUUUAGAAUCUGAGACAGAAGUGCCCCGAAAAAGAAUAAAAAUUGAGGAUAAUCCUGAAUAUGAGAAAUACGUUUUUGAAAUAAAAAAUAUUCAAGGCAUUCCAACUCUUCCAAAUCCACUAUCAGAAUCCACUAAAAAAUUAACUCUUAAGCAAUUGAAAUUUGCAACUGCAGUGCUAAAAGUUAUUAGAGAUAAUCAGGUUAUAGUAAAUUUUUUUGGGUUGUCUAAACUCUUAGCUUUAGAAACCAAACAAAGACCUAUGGACACAAAACCUUUGAAAAUAUUUCUGCAGAGACUGGUUUUAGAUGGCUGUGUUAAAAUUUUUGGAAUUAAAUGGCCUGGUUACCAAGACAAAUAUACCGUUUUAAUCUGUGCUCCACAUAUUAAACCAUCACACCCUAUGAUAGUGAAUAAAUAUAAAGAAAUUGCCAGCAAUUCUAAACGAAUUUUAGCGCAAAAUAAGAGUAGAUAUAAACCAUUAAAACCAUUGACUGAGUAUUCUUAUCCUCGUUAUGUUAAACUCCAAAAACUCCAUGAAGCUAUGGUAAAAUAUGCUUAUUUGGAUGAUUUAAAAUCUGAACCAAGUGAAUUAUCCGAGGGAUUCGUCUAUAUAAAAGACUUAAUACCUGAAUUAACCCUAGAACUUGCAUUAGGUACUAUAAACAGUGCUGGUAUUUUGAAACUCUCCAAAUUUAAUAUAGAUGAAGAUCUUCUUAAAACAAAACUUUGUGAGGUGCCAGUGGAACUUAAUAAAGCUCUAACAAAUUCAAGUUAUUUGGAAAAAUCUAUACGAACUAAUUUAAAAGCACUGGCUAUGUUUGGCCUCGUCCAGCUUAUUGCACUAGCUGCUCCUAAAGAUGUCACCAUUCCAGACAAUUGUCUUGAUAUUCACUUAUUCUAUGUUAACAAAAAUGCUGCGAUACUAGACACAUCAGGUAUAUGGCCAAAAAGAAAUAUGUGUAAUCAAAAUUAUGAAAAAAAGUUUCGUUUCGACACUUUUGAAGAUGUUAAAGACUAUUGGAGUACAGUAUAUAACAUAAGUACUAGUACUACAAUUGAAACUCCUAAUCGAAGACAAAGGAAGCUACCUUCCAUACCAAUACGAGCGCAAUCUGAAGUAGAUGAAUAUGAUAAAGGAUUAAGAUUGGGAAAUAAUUUAGGUCCAUGUGGAUUUCACUCUAGCUUUUUCUUAGAUAUGCCACGAUUAUGGAAGACCUAUAGCGCGAGAACUAGUCAUUUUCCCCCACGCAAACAAAUUAAAAAAGUAAUAAGAAUUCCUAGAUUUGAGAAAACCCAAAAAAAAUUGACAAAAAUUCAAAAGAGAACAAUACGAAAACCAAAUUUUAUCGAAAAACUGCCUAGCAUAAAAACCAAAUUAUUGAAGCAAGCAAUAUUAAAACAAUCCUUGGUUAGAAGAAGAAAAGAUUUAGACAAUACGGUUUGGUCACGAGAAGACGACAGAAUUGUAAUGUUAUGUAAAACUGCUAUAACUAUUAUGAGCCCUAUAUCACAACCUGGUUGCCUACUUGUAAGAAAUUUAGUUACUAAAGAUAUAUUAUCGCUCAAAGAUCCGAAAAAAAGCCAAAAGAUUUGCCAUAAAAGAGCAGCAAUUGUUGAUACCAAUGCUACAUUAAUACAUCUAAGAGACAGCAUUAUGGCUGAACUUAAAUAUCACAGUGCCAUACUACAUAAAUAUGAAGGCAUAUUAAAAAAGAUAAGACUAAUGAACUCCAAUAGUAAUCCUACUCAAUAUAUACAGGCAGCUAGAGUACCAAUGAUGGAAUUAGUUUGGGUUUUAAUGGACGUGUUAAAAAUUUGUUCAACUAAACAAAAUGUUCCCGUUUUUACAAGUUUAGAAGAAUUAUACAAAAAAUUCACAGUUGUUCCAUCGUCUGAAAACCGACCUAGCAACUCAUAUAAAACAGCACCUGAUGAUGUUUUACUAGGGCCACUAAAAGAAGCUAUCAUGUUAACUGUCAUGUUAUCAUUUGAUAAUGAAUUGACAAAAGAGAAUGCUCUAAAAAUUUAUCAUAAUUUCAAGCGUUUCGAUGAAAAGGUUUUGCGAAAAGCUGUAUCACAACUGAGGCAAUGUGGAGCCAUAACAGCUAAAGGAAAGAUACUAAGUGGUAUCCUACACAAAAUAAAUUUAGAUGAUUUAGUAGAUUGCUGGUACAAAAUAUCUGCGCAGUACCAACGCAAGUGGAUGGUAAGGCUCAAUUCUGAAUUUGUAGAUGACCUGGGCAACUGUUUUGAUAAAUCAAUCAUCCAAGAUGAUCUUAAAGGUUCUCCAGAUAUAAACUGCUUUUCGUGCGAGUUAUAUGCGAUGGGUGUAGUGGACAUGAUCAUACUGAUUGCGCCUGUUAUAUCUGGAUUCACAGGAUCCAUAAUACAAGAGGAUCAGCUUAAUGUAAUAGAUAUAGAAUCGAGAUAUAAAUUAAAAUCGGGCACAAUAAUCUGGAAAAUUGAAAACAACAUAGGACACUUUAAUGAUAUUUACAAAGGCAUAGAUAUAGAAGCCCCUUUACAGGAUAUUCUAAGGGAAUCUGUGAUAAAACGAGGUCAAAAACUUAAAUCAAACUUCGAUAAGCAGCUUACUGAAACGGAAAAUACAAUUGUUGCUUACCUAAAAAUGAAACACGAACAUGGAAGUAAUUUCAGUGAAUUAAAGGAAAUCUGUGACCUAGGCACGGAAUCUCUUAUGAAGGGUCUUAGGAAUCUGAUCGCUAAGAAUAUCGUUAAACGUGUUGGUGUUUACGAUAAUAUUUUCAUCAUGAUGAACUACAUCAAGAACUGGUCUAUGGAAGUGGACAAUUUUCAUAUACUCAGUAAGCCCUGGAUUGGGAUAGACGCUAAAAUGAGAGAGGACAUAUUCUUAAAAUGGGUUGGGGUAGUCAUCAAUAAAGUGUUUGAAUGCCCAGGCAGCAAUUUAUGUUAUUUAUCGGACAAUUGUGAUUUCUUGAGUACAGCAGCUGUUCAAGAUAUAUGUACAGUUCUAAGCCAAUGGGGAUGUGUCUCGUUGCAUUGCAUUUACGAGGAAGAACCAAAUUUGUUUUCAGAAGACAAUGAUCCUGUUGAAAUUGUCGAUUAUAAUGAGUACGAGUCGCCACAAAACAUUGUAGUGAAGCCUAUGGUGGAUUCUUUAGUAAGAUACUCGUUUAUAAGGAAAACUAUUUUGAAUAGUGUGUAGAAGUAAGUGCUAUUUCCGCUUUAGAUUUGGUUAUUAGACAAGAAGAACAGUAAAAUAGCAGUUAGCAUAUAGGCCGCAUGCCGCCUACUUCGACAAAAAUAAUUGUAUAAAAAUUAUUCAGAUUCUAAAAUACCCAGGACGAGUUUCUAAAAUUAAGAAGACAGACAGGUAGAAAAGAUGUCAAAACUGUUGAGAACCAAGAUUUCUAAUGUUUUAUUUUAUAUAAAACUAGCUGUACCCUGCCACGCUUCGCAGUGGCACAUUGUGAUUGAGUGGUUGAGAAAUGAGAAACAAAACAAAGAAUACAUUUCACAUAAGUUUAAUUUUGCAAUAACAAAUAUUUUUGUAAAUAAACAAUGUAAUUGGGAACGAAAUUGUAUCUCAUGUGACUGCGUCAUUACUAUUGCGGUUGUCAGCGAGUGUUUUCCUCGCUUCUGGCAGAUGGCGCGGUCACUGGUACACAGCUGAUCGUUAAAAAAAACUGUUUUCUCGCGGUCGCAGAUAUGUGACUGAUGCAAAAAAUAGAUAAAAACAAUCCUUGAUGCGGAUUUUAUAUCAUGUUAAAAUUUCAACUCAAUCGGUGCAGAACUUUUUGAGUUUUUGAAGCGUACACAAACCAACAUAACAUUUUUAUAUAAAUAAAUGUUUCGUUAAAAUCUAUUAGGGUUGAUUCACACCGGAAUGGCAGCGGUCGGUAGCGACGCGUCGCGGCGAGCACUUUUAGUGUGAAUUAAUUUUAAACUACAUCCACAUACAUAAAGAAUCUGUUUUAUGGAUUGUCUUUAUUUUUAGAAAAAUCAUGGUGUUUAAACCUCUUUGUCUGGGGGAAUAACGUUAACUAUACACGUAUGCUAAUGUAUUUCAAUAACCUAAUUUUGAUUAAGCUAGUUCUCAAAACGAUAUCAUACUUUUAUAUACUUAAUUGUUAAAGUUACUUGUUAAAGCAACAAUAAAGUAAUGGUUGCAAUAAUAAACUACCUACUUGUUUCAAUCUUUGUUCACA